Anisakis simplex (herring worm) is the source of this 333-nucleotide messenger RNA. The record is from the annotation of a GenBank genome assembly. NCBI's taxonomy places the organism in Eukaryota, Metazoa, Nematoda, Chromadorea, Rhabditida, Anisakidae.
CUGAGUGACGUCAUUUCACGUCACGUAAAAUUUCAGCCAGUGCCAUACGAGAGCGGACUGGCCGGCGAGGGACUAUCGCCCGGCAAAUCGCUACUGAUAUUCGCCACCCCCGAAAAGAAAGGCAAACGUUUCCACAUCAAUCUGCUCAAGAAGAACGGCGAUAUUGCGCUGCAUUUCAAUCCGCGAUUCGACGAAAAGGCAAUCGUUCGCAACUCGUUGAUCAGUGGCGAAUGGGGUAACGAAGAGCGUGAGGGUAAGAACCCACUCGAGAAGGGCAUUGGUGCCGAUCUGGAAUUCCGAAACGAGGAGUACGCAUUCCAGGUGAGUCAUUAA